AUGAGACCGUUGAUCGGUAAAAAUAUGCUAGGGCUCCAACGCAGUGCCACGUCCCUUUUAAUGCCAAAAUCUCUUGUUGCCUCGAGAUGUCUUUCCUUAAAACCAAACUUCUCCUUCUCGAAGCUCAAGCUCAAGAAGGACCCUCCAGGAAAUAUCGUCGGUACCGUGAACGACGCUUACAAAUUCCCAGAACCAGAUCACUACCACGGCAGUAAUCACUGGACUUAUGAUAGAAUCCUUGCCAUGGGACUUGUUCCCUUGACUGCUUUCCCCUUUGUUAUGGGCGUCAACUUCCCCAUGAUGGACACAGCUUUUUGUUUGACUGUGCUUCUCCAUUCAUACGCCGGUUUCAAGUCGUGUAUCAUCGAUUAUAUCCCAGAAAGAAUCUACGGUUUCUGGCACCGUGCAGCCAUGAAGUUGUUGGGAUUCGGCACGUUCGUGUCGUUAUACGGCAUUUAUAUUCUCGAGACCACCGAGAACGGGCUCUUUGACUUUGUGUCGACGCUUUAUGGCGCUUAG
This is a messenger RNA of Candidozyma haemuli, 519 nucleotides long. It is a transcript of the gene SDH4, whose product is annotated as Sdh4p. Gene Ontology annotation, molecular function: heme binding; ubiquinone binding. Lineage: Eukaryota; Fungi; Ascomycota; Pichiomycetes; Serinales; Metschnikowiaceae. Gene Ontology annotation, biological process: mitochondrial electron transport, succinate to ubiquinone; tricarboxylic acid cycle. Gene Ontology annotation, cellular component: membrane; mitochondrial envelope. The record is from RefSeq and is a predicted model, not a curated record. The transcript has a single exon. The coding region runs from base 1 to 519 and encodes 172 amino acids.